This is a messenger RNA of Hibiscus syriacus, 4802 nucleotides long. RefSeq lists its product as uncharacterized. Lineage: Eukaryota; Viridiplantae; Streptophyta; Magnoliopsida; Malvales; Malvaceae. The record is from RefSeq and is a predicted model, not a curated record. Gene Ontology annotation, cellular component: nucleus.
AUGGAGGAUUGGGAAAUAUUUUCUGAUGACUUGGGAAUUAUUUAUGUGCAAUUGGCUCUUAAGUUGUAUUUUAAUGAUACUGAAGUUAUGGCAUUCUCUUGGAAGCUGUGCAAAACGAAAUCUUUUAUUCCUCUCGAGGAUGAGAUUCCUGCUGCCUUGGAACAUCGAGAAGUAGAUCAACUGUUGAAUAAGACGUGUUUAGAGAUGCAUGCAACGGUGCAGAAGGGUGGCCUUUCUCCAAAGCCGAUAAAUGGUCCGACAUCAACAUCACAGUUAAAACCUGGUUCAGAUAGUGUACAAAACAGUGCUUCCUCAUUUCCCUCCCAGGGUAAGGGAAAAAAGAGGGAGCGUGGUGAUCAAGGCCUUGAGCCUGUCAAAAGGGACCGAACUAGUAAAAUGGAUGAUGGGGAUUCUUGUCAUGGUAGACCAGAUGUUAAUUUAAAAUCUGAGAUUGCAAAAAUUACUGAGAAGGGGGGACUAGAAGAUUUCUCGAGAGUUGAUAAGUUGGUUCAGCUCAUGUUAUCAGAGAGAACUGAGAAGAAAAUAGAUUUGGUGAGCCGGUCAAUACUUGCUGGCGUGAUAGCAGCUACAGACAAAUUUGACUGCCUUAGUCAUUUUGUUCAGCUCAGAGGGUUGCCUGUUUUUGAUGAAUGGCUUCAGGAAGUCCACAAAGGGAAGAUUGGUGAUGGUAGUGGCUCCAAGGAUGAUAGAUCAGUCGACGAUUUUCUUUUAACCUUACUCCGAGCUCUUGAUAAACUCCCUGUAAAUCUCACAGCGCUGCAAAUGUGUAACAUUGGCAAGUCUGUGAAUCAUUUGCGUAGUCAUAAGAAUAUAGAAAUACAGAAGAAAGCAAGAAGUUUAGUUGAUAUAUGGAAAAAACGAGUUGAGGCUGAGAUGGAUGCUAAGUCUGGUUCAAAUCAGGUUGUUCCCUGGUCUGCUAGAGAUCGUCUUUCUGAAGUUUCUCACGAUGGAAGCAAGCAAUCUGGAUCAUCUGAGGUUGCCAUGAAGAGUUCAGCUAGCCACUUUGCUGCCUCCAAAACUGGUUCGGUUAAGCUUGCUCAAGGAGAGACCACAGUCAACUCUGCUUCUGCAUCACCAGGACCCAUGAAGGCUGCAACAUCUCCUGCUUUUGCCAGUACAAACUUAAAAGAUGGGCAGGCACAAGAUGCUACUGUCGUUGGCCCCUCUGACCCUCACGCAACCACUAGGGAUGAGAAAAGCAGCAGUUCUAGUCACUCCCACAACUAUAGUCAGUCUUAUUCUAGUGAUCAUGGGAAGACGGGGGGGUUUUCUGGAAAGGAGGAUGCAAGAAGUUCUCCCGCUGGUUCAGGAACAGUGGCUAAGAUCUCAGGUAGUUCUUUACGUCACCGGAAAUCCAUUAAUGGUUUCCCAGGACCAUCAGGGGUUCAAAAGGAAGCUGGAUCUAGCAAAAAUUCUUCUUUGCAUAGAAAUCCUGCUUCAGAAAAAAUAUCUCAGUCGAGUUUAACAUGUGAAAAGGCGGUGGAGCCUCCUAUGGCUGAGGGUAAUAGUCAUAAGUUCAUUGUUAAGAUCCCAAGUAGGGGUAGAAGUCCUGAACGAAGUGCCAGUGGGGGAUCUCUUGAGGAUCAUCCUGUCAUGAAUAGCAGAGCUUCUUCUCCUGUGCUGUUAGAGAAACAUGAGCAAUUAGAUCGUAACAUGAAAAAGAAAAGUGAUAGUAAUCGGGCAAAUUUUAUCAGCGAUGUGAAUACUGAAUCUUGGCAUAGUAAUGACUUCAAAGAUGUGUUGACUGGGUCUGAUGAGGGAAAUGGUUCACCCACUGCUGUUCCCGAUGAAGAAAACUGUAGGAAUGGAGAGGAUGCUAGGAAAACAACUGAAGUUACGAAAACUGCUUCCUCAUCAUCUGGAAAUGAAAUUAAAUCAGGGAAACUGCAAGCGGCUUCUUUUAGCUCCAUAAAUGCUCUAAUUGACAGUGUCAAGUACUCUGAAGCAAGUGAGUGCAUGCCGGUUGGGGAUGAUGCUGGAAUGAAUUUGCUUGCUAGUGUGGCUAUUGGAGACUUCUCUAAGUCAACUGUGGCUUCGCCUAUUGAUUCUCCGCAAAACAAUACUCCACUUUUUGAGCAUUCUUCCAUGGGAAAUGAUACAAAACUAAAACCUCCUACUGGGGAUGAGGUUGUUCAAAAUCGAAAUCAGUUUGCUGAGGUUGUGGAUGAUGAGCAUCUAAAUCAGGGUGUUGCUGCUGGUAAUCCUUGGGCAAAAGAUGCAACCGGCAUGACUGGUUCUGCUCUAGAAAAAUUUGGAGAGCUGAAUGAGCAUUUAGCUUCAUCAAGUAUGGUGUUGCCUCAGAUUGUGGACCAACGCCUUGAAAAUGGUAAAUUAGAGGAAAUCAUAACAGCUGCUUUAGUCAAUAUGCCCUCUGCACACACUAUAGAGAAAACUACUGAUAUAGGAGAUUCCAAAGAGCAUAUGGAGAAAAAGUCUGGCAGAAUGGAGGAUGAUUGCAGUGUGGACGCUAAGCUAAAGGGGAGCACUUCUGUGGUGAAUGAAGAGGUCAUUGAUCCAUUUGUAGAAGUGGAGAAAGAAGUGGUUGAAGGAUCUUCAUCUGCACCUUCAAUUGAAAUUGAUGUUGAUAACAAGAAAAAUGUCAUCGUAAGUUUGCAGAGAGGUUCACAAACUCAUCAGAAGUCGCCAGUUGUUAUUGGACAUUCCAUAAAAGUAACAGAUAAAGAAGCAUUUUCUCCUUGUCCUACUAAUGAUAUGGUUUUGGAAAAUGUUGAUGAAGACAAGCCCAAGAAGGAUGUUGAGAUUGAUGCAACAAGUCAUGCCAGUCACAGUGAGAACAAAAAGCCCGAGUCAGAAAUUGUCACUGCCCAGAAAGGAGAGCACGUGCAGGAGAACUUGGAAUGUAUUGAGGAUCAUGAUCCACUUGCUGGACCAUCUCCCUGUAAGGUGACUGGUUUAGAAGCAGGUGAAGCGGAAGAAUGCACAUCAAUUACUACAGAUACACCUAGAGGUGUUGCAGCUACAAAUUCAAAAGUAAAAUUUGAUUUGAAUGAAGACUUUAACGUGGAGGAGGGGAAAUCUAUGGAACCAAAUAACUUGACAGCAGUAGUAUACUCAACUCCUAUCCAUAUAGUUAGCUCAUUGUCUUUCCCUGAUAAUUCUGUGUCUAGCAGCCUUCCUGCAUCAGUUACUGUUGCUGCUGCAGCUAAAGGGCCUUUUGUUCCACCACAUGACCUACUAAGAACUAAAGGGGCACUUGGUUGGAAGGGAUCGGCAGCCACAAGUGCGUUUCGGCCAGCUGAACCCAGAAAAAGUUUAGAUAUGCCUCUGGGUACAAAUAACACUUACAUUCCUGAUGCUACUACUGGGAAACUGAGUCGGCCCCCGUUGGAUAUUGAUUUGAAUAUACCUGAUGAGAGAAUCCUUGAGGAUCUUGCUCUCCGAAGUUACUCGGGCACAGAGUCUGCACUAGACCUUUCAAAAAUUCGUGAUUUAAAAUGUGGAUUGGUGGGUUCUGCACCCAUUCACUCCUCUGCUGGACUUGAUCUUGAUUUGAACAGAGUUGAUGAGCCUGCCGAUUUGGAUAAUCACUCAAGUGGCAAUAGUCGUAGAGCCCCUAUGCAUCCAAUAAAGUCAUCAGUUGGUAUUCUUAAUGGUGAGGCAAGUUUCCGCAGGAACUUUGAUUUGAACAAUGGACCCGCUGUGGAUGAGGUGAGUGCUGAGCCCUCACUAUUUAGCCAACAUAAUAGGAACAGCAAUGUGCUAUAUCAAGCACCAGUUCCCAGCCUGCAGAUAAACAACACCAAUAUGGCAAAUUUCUCAUCAUGGUUUUCUACAGGGAAUACAUACUCAGCUGUUUCUAUUCCGUCAUUUUUUCCUGAUAGGGAACAACCAUUUCCAAUUGUUGCAACUGGUGGACCACAAAGGGUGUUGCCCCCCCCUACUGGCGCUACCCCUUAUAAUCCUGAUGUCUAUAGAGGACCUGUGUUGUCAUCUGCACCAGCAGUGCCCUUUCCAUCGACUCGUUUCCAGUAUCCUGUGUUUCCCUUUGGAACAACUUUUCCACUGCCUUCAACCAGCUUUUCUGCCAGUUCAACAACUUAUGCUGAUUCAUCUUCUGGUGGGAGGUUUUGUUUCCCCACAGUCCAUUCGCAAUUGUUGGAAACUGCUGGUGCCAUUCCGUCCCAUUUCCCCAAGCCACCCUAUGUUGUUAGCCUUCCUGAAGGUAGUUAUAAUAGUGGUGUUGAGAGUGGAAGGAAGCGGGGAAGGCAAGGUCUAGACUUAAAUGCUGGAUAUGUAAAAAGCCCGGACAUGGAAGGAAGAGAUGAGACAACAUCUCUUGCAUCUAGGCAUAUUGUUGCUAGUUCACAGGCCAUGGCAGAGGAGCAAGCAAGAAUGUAUCAGGUACCAGGUGGGGUUCUGAAAAGGAAGGAACCUGAGGAAGGAUGGGAUGGAUACAAGCAAUCUUCAUGGCAGUAGGAAUCGUUAUAUAUCACUGUGUGGUGUCCCAUUAAAGCAGUUCUUCAAGGACAGGAUCUGGCUAACCUCCAGAGGUCUUCUAACCCGGUUUCCUCUUAGUGGAGGGUGGUAAGUGAGUCAUUUGAUGUUGUUCAUAGUCUGCAACCCCACCUUUUCACCGUAUCAACUGUACUGUAAAAGAAUCUGUUUGGGGUAUGCAAGCUUUGUUCCUUGAAUCUGUUCUGGACAAAGAUCAUUUUCCCUUUGUAGAUAUCAGAACUGUUGGAAAUCAUGCCCUUAUGUUGCCUGGACAUUAGAAAUUGGUGCCCAUACUGGUUUUUAGUGCAUAUCUUUCUUGAUCUUCC